Molecule: messenger RNA, 1017 nt
Organism: Ilex paraguariensis (yerba mate)
Lineage: Eukaryota; Viridiplantae; Streptophyta; Magnoliopsida; Aquifoliales; Aquifoliaceae
Source: the annotation of a GenBank genome assembly
AUGUUUGGAGUCAAGUUCCCUUUAUAUACCGCUUUCAUCUGCUGCCAUGCCAUUACGUGCAUGCCAGGGAACAGAGGAUCUGGAAGGACACCAUUAAACUGGGAAACAAGAUCCGGGAUUGCUCUUGGAGCUGCCCGUGGGAUUGCAUACCUCCAUGCACGGGGCUCGAGUGUCUCUCAUGGCAACAUCAAGUCAUCAAAUAUUCUCCUCACUAAAUCCUACGAAGCCCGUGUUUCCGACUUUGGACUUGCUCAACUCGUUGGUCCCUUGACUACUUCCGUCCGUGUUGCUGGCUACAGGGCACCAGAGGUGACCGAUGCUCGUAAAGUCUCCCAGGAAGCUGAUGUCUACAGUUUUGGUGUACUGCUACUGGAACUGCUAACAGGUAAGGCACCCACUCAAGCCCUCUUGAACGAGGAGGGGUUUGAUCUUCCGAGGUGGGUGAAGUCUGUGGCUCAAGAGGAGUGGACAGCUGAGGUAUUUGACCUUGAGCUCCUCAGAUAUCAAAAUGCCGAGGAUGAUAUGGUUCAGCUCUUGCAACUUGCUAUUGAGUGUACUGAUCAGUACCCCGAUAAGCGCCCUUCAAUGGCUGCAGUGACAAACCGUGUUGAGGAGCUGUUUCGUUCGAGAUUACAGCAAGAGGAAGACGAGAGCAGUGAUAUAGUCCAUGCUGCCGAGGAGGGGCGGCGGGAUUACUCUGUUGAUUACAGUGCACCAACACCUUCAGUGGGAGAUUGAAUUAAAAUCUGCACUUAUUUCAUUAUUCUCUUAUUUGUACCCUAUUUUUUUAGCCAAUGCCGUUUGGUGAUUUGAUUGUUCGUUCAUUCUUGGUGCUUUUCUUUUAUCAACCGUCAAUUGUACUUCUUAUUUUCUUUCUGCUGUACAUUUUCUUCUGCAGAAACAUUUUCCUUUUCCCCCCUCUAGUGUCAACAUUGAAUGUAACAUUUUUCUUUGAACCUAUUUAUAUCUUUUUUUAAAAACACUCUGGAAAAAUAGAAAUUGGCUCUGUCGUUUCCC